Messenger RNA from Psilocybe cubensis, 558 nucleotides. RefSeq lists its product as uncharacterized. The record is from RefSeq and is a predicted model, not a curated record. The transcript has 3 exons. The coding region runs from base 1 to 558 and encodes 185 amino acids. NCBI's taxonomy places the organism in Eukaryota, Fungi, Basidiomycota, Agaricomycetes, Agaricales, Agrocybaceae.
AUGAAUGCUUCCCCCGACAUGAAAAUCCUCAGCUUUGAGGAAAUACUAAAAAUCGAGGCCGAAGUAUUCCAACCAUCCUCCCCCCAUUCUUUCCACCCAUUUUCCUGUUCAAGUUCGGGCACGGAGUCCGAAAACGCACACAGUGAAGAUCAGUUUAAUGCGCAUAUUAAGGCUACGGUGGAGAUUACCAAAUCCAGGUUGGAAAAAUCGGCCCUAGCUCUAUUUGAUUUUGUCGUCGACCAAACGAACUGGGAUAUGGACUCAAACCUGCUUCAGCUGGGUGAGGACAAGAUUUCGGAGGUGCAAAUGUGGCAUGAAAAGCUCGAGACACCACUUCGGGACUCUCCAAAGUACACACCGAUGCACUUCGCGUCUUAUACAACAACCGCCUGGACAUUCAUCCACGAGAUAGAGAGUCUGCUAGCACAAUACCAAGAAUGGAAGGAUAAAGUAUCGCAGUCCACCCAAAACUCGAAAUUCCAGACUUCCUCCACAACUCCUGGCUCAGUUUCAGCAAUUUUGCCAACUGCCGAGCCCAACAGCCUAGCUAGAGGAUAA